CUCCCGCGGCAGCUGAUGCGCAGCGCGCCGGCGGGGAAGCGGGACCUGGGCUUCCGAGCGCCCCGAGUCCCCGAGCUGCCGCCGGGCGUCGCGGGCCGGGGCCCUGGGGAGGCCCCAGGACAAGCAUCUUCCCGGAGGGAGUCGCCGGGCGCAGGGGGGCGCCGCGGCCGCCCCAUUGGGGACGGAGGAGGAGGACUCACUGGGAGGAAGCGGCGCUGCCUGCGGGUCAAGAGGAAGCGCUUCCAACCGCGGCCCCGACGGCGCUCGUUUAACCACAUCCGCGCCUCCUCCGCUGGCAACGGCGCCUGUCACCGUUUUUUACCUCCAUUUUGAAAGGGGGGGGAAAAAGGAGCUCUCCCGUUCCCCACCUCGUAGGAGUUGGAGCCGGAGGACCCGCGCUCAUGGCGUUCAGCCCGUGGCAGAUCCUGUCCCCCGUGCAGUGGGCGAAGUGGACGUGGUCCGCGGUGCGCGGCGGGGGCGCCGGCGACGACGGCGACGAGGCCGAGGCCGGAGGGCCCGAGGGCGACCCCGAGGAGGAGGAGGACUCGCAAGCCGAGACCAAAUCCUUGAGUUUCAGCUCGGAUUCUGAAGGUAAUUUUGAGACGCCUGAAGUUGAAACACCCGUCAAGACACCUCUCAAAGACUGCUGUGAUUCGGCACUCGGAUCAGCAGGACCUGUGGCCAAAACCCAAGACUCACAAGAAGUUGAUGUACAGCUGAUAGCAGAAGUGGUUGCAAAAUGUUCGUCUGAGACUCAUUCUAGACCCACAGAAAACGAGGUUUCACAGCAGGCUAUUGAUUCUUACUCAGUUAGGGAUUUCAAAGAAGGACCUGAACAUGAUAUUAGCAAAAUUUCAGUGGUGAGGCCAUUUUCAAUAGCAACCAAGAAGUCCACGGAUAACUCGGAGGCAGCUCUUGGAACAGAAGCAGCAUAUGGCUGUGUAACGGCCAUCUCCGGCGAGGCUCUGCCCUCCAGCCCGCCAGAAGCCACCCAGGACAAGGUGAUGACAGAAAGCACCAUGGGGGUUACACUGGAGGCUUCCACAGAAGCUGACCUGAAGAGUGGCAACUCCUGUCCGGAGCCAGUGCCCAGCAGAAGCAAGCUCAGAAAGCCCAAACCAAUCUCUCUGAGGAAGAAGACAGCUGGCGAGUUCUCAGAAACUUCCAUGGAGGGCAUGCCUCUCCCCCAGGCAACCCAUCCUGAUGAAAUGGAUGGGAACACAAGUCCUUUGCUAGGAGAUGCCAGGACUCAGAAAUCUUCCCCUGACACUAGGGAAACAAGCAGCACUCCCAGCAGUGACACCAAUGAUUCCGGGGUGGAGCUGCUGGAGGAUCCAAGGAGCUCACCUCUGAAGCUCGAGUUUAACUUCACAGAAGAUGUGGAAAAUGUAGAGUCCAGGAAAGGCCUUCCAAGAAAACUUGGCAGGAAACUGGGUAACAAACUGCCUCCAAAGGCACAGAAAGAUGGCAUCAGUAAGCCCGGAGGCACCAAAGGUUCAGAACCACCCCCGGACCAAGCCACAGAUGAUGCUUCUCUCUGCCAAGCGUCUUCUAAGCAGAAUCCCAGUUUUGGUCCCCUGGGUGGCCAGUCCACACCGCAGGACUCCCCUCCCCUCUCCUCUAAGGGAUCCUACCACUUUGAUGAGUCCACGGAUCCCUUUAAACCAACUACAGCUUUAACAAAUGGUGACUGUUCUCCUGCUGGUAAUCAUGUUAAUGAAACCUUAGACUCACCCAAGAAGGCAAAGUCCCGUUUAAUAACGACUACUGAACAAGUGAAAUUUCUCUGUUUUCUGUUGAGUGGCUGCAAGGUGAAGAAUCAUGAAACGCAAUCUCUUGCUUUGGAUGGGUGUUCACAAGAUGAAGGAGCAGUGAUCUCCCAGAAUCCAGACAUUUCUAAUAGGGACGGCCAUGCUACCGAUGAGGAGAAACUGGCAUCCACUUCAUCUGGUCAGAAAUCAGCCGGGGCCGAGGUGAAAGGUGAGCCAGAGGAAGACCUGGAGUACUUUGAAUGUUCCAAUGUUCCCGUGUCUACCAUAAAUCAUGCGCUUUCAUCCUCAGAAGCAGGCAUAGACAAAGAGAUGUGCCAGAAGAUGGAGAAAGAUGGAUCUGCCGUGCCUGGACCGUUGGAGUCCCCUGUGGAGAAGGCCCCCGUGUCCGUGGCCUGUGGAGGAGAGAGCCCCCUGGAUGGCAUCUGCCUCAGUGAGUCAGAUAAGACAGCCGUGCUCACCCUGAUAAGAGAAGAGAUAAUCACUAAAGAGAUUGAAGCAAAUGAAUGGAAGAAAAAAUACGAAGAAACCCGACAAGAAGUCUUGGAGAUGAGGAAAAUUGUGGCUGAAUAUGAAAAGACCAUUGCCCAAAUGAUUGAAGAUGAGCAAAGGACAAGUAUGACCUCUCAGAAAAGCUUCCAGCAACUGACCAUGGAGAAGGAGCAGGCCCUGGCUGACCUUAACUCUGUGGAAAGGUCCCUUUCUGAUCUCUUCAGGAGAUAUGAAAACCUGAAAGGUGUUCUGGAAGGGUUCAAGAAGAAUGAAGAAGCCUUGAAAAAAUGUGCUCAGGAUUACUUAGCCAGAGUUAAGCAGGAGGAACAGCGGUAUCAGGCUUUGAAGAUCCACGCAGAAGAAAAACUGGACAAAGCCAAUGAAGAGAUUGCGCAGGUUCGAGCAAAAGCGAAGGCUGAGAGUGCAGCGCUCCACGCAGGACUCCGGAAAGAGCAGAUGAAGGUGGAGUCCCUGGAAAGGGCCCUGCAGCAGAAGAACCAAGAAAUCGAAGAACUGACGAAAAUCUGCGACGAGCUGAUUGCCAAGCUGGGAAAGACUGACUGAGUUUCCCCCGUUCGCUCAGUGGAUCUGCAUUUGGCUGCUUCUGUCGUGACCACAGUAUCUUGCCUUACCCAGGAAUUAUUGCCCCUUUGCAGAGAAAAAAACUUGGAAAAAGCACAUGCCCACUGCUGCCUGUCCUGCUUUGCUGCCGGCGCACAGCCUGGAAGAGCCUUGGAGCGGUGCACCGACGCCGAAGAAGUGGCCGGGGGUCCGCCCAGCGCCGCCUGUGGUCCAGUAGACGGCUGCUGAGCUGGGUUUGUGAUUUCUCUGUAUGAAUUCAUUUUUUUUUUACAGCUGUGUACUUUCCUUAUUAAUACCUUUUCAACCAUACCAUGAACAGCAUAUUCUCCCACACUUCAACGAUUCCCAUUGCCACAUGUAAUUCACUUCAGAGGCACAUAGGUUCUGAAAACUAAUGUUCUCAGUAAUUACGAAGAGCAGCUUUUUAGGAACUCUUCCUGCUUUACCAUUUAA
Pipistrellus kuhlii (Kuhl's pipistrelle) is the source of this 3296-nucleotide messenger RNA. It is a transcript of the gene TACC1, whose product is annotated as transforming acidic coiled-coil containing protein 1. Gene Ontology annotation, cellular component: cytoplasm. Gene Ontology annotation, biological process: mitotic spindle organization; cerebral cortex development; cell population proliferation. The transcript is spliced from 14 exons. The record is from RefSeq and is a predicted model, not a curated record. Bases 402 to 2825 code for a protein of 807 amino acids. Lineage: Eukaryota; Metazoa; Chordata; Mammalia; Chiroptera; Vespertilionidae.